Musa acuminata AAA Group (dessert banana) is the source of this 2249-nucleotide messenger RNA. Its product is annotated as monoterpene synthase 8, chloroplastic. Gene Ontology annotation, biological process: diterpenoid biosynthetic process. NCBI's taxonomy places the organism in Eukaryota, Viridiplantae, Streptophyta, Magnoliopsida, Zingiberales, Musaceae. The record is from RefSeq and is a predicted model, not a curated record. The transcript has 6 exons. The coding region runs from base 228 to 2075 and encodes 615 amino acids. Gene Ontology annotation, molecular function: magnesium ion binding; terpene synthase activity.
GAUGAUGCGGAGCUUUUGUGGAUAUACAUGAGGCUGGCUGUACCUACGUGGCCGAUUAGAAUUCUGCUUGUGAAUCUCGUUUUAGGGAGGUCGAGAGGCACGAGAGCCUCGUUGCUGAAUCCAUCCUGUUUUCACCGCCUCUGGCACUAUAAAUCCAACGCCAACACCGCCACUACAAAGCCCAUCAGAUUCUCCGAUCUUCUACUGAGUGUUCUCCACCGAGCCAAAUGGCUUUCUGCUCAUCUGCUCCGUCCUGCUGUAGCUUGAUCGGUGCCUAUCCGCGGACUGCCCCCUCGAAGUCUUCACCCCGUCGUUGCCUCCUACUGCCAAUCCGGUGUACUGCGCGGACUCCUCCUCCUCCUCGGCGAUCGGCUGAUUACCAGCCGAGCUCGUGGAGUGACGAAUACAUACAAUCGCUAACAACUGACACCAAGGUGGAGGAGGAUACCGCAACAAGGAUGGAAAAACUGACAGAGGACGUGAAACUACUGAUCUACAUGAAGAAAGGAAUUGAGGAGCAGCUUCAACUGAUCGAUCACCUGCAGCAGCUUGGGGUGGCUUAUCACUUUAAGGAGGAUAUUAAGGAUGCUUUAUGGACUAUAUACGGUUCCAUGGAAGAGGUGAGCAUGUUGCUGAAGGAUAAUCUUCAUGCCACGGCUCUUAUGUUCAGGCUUCUCAGAGAACAUGGGUUUGCUGUUUCUGAAGGUGUAUUCAACCGAUUUAUGGAUGAGAUGGGCAACUUGAAAGCCAACCUUCGCCACCAGACUGAAGGAUUGGUGAGCUUGUACGAGGCUUUCCAUCUUGCGAAGGAAGGAGAGCACUUGCUGGAAGAAGCUAUAAACUUCACAACUAAACAGCUCAAGAGCCUCAUGGGGGAAUCACUUGAGCCUCAUCUCAGGGAGCACGUAACCCAUUCCUUGGAGCUUCCAUUGAACUGGAGGAUGCCGAGGUUACAGACCAGAUGGUUCAUAGAAGCAUGUCAAAGGGAAGCGAAGAUGAACCCUGUCCUACUUGAAUUGGCUAAGUUGGACUUCAACAGGGUUCAGAUCAUAUAUCAGAGGGAACUCAGAGAAGUGUCGAGGUAUUUUGAGCUUGCUUUACUUGAAUCAUGUCUUGUGCAUUCUGCCCUCGUUUAUGAACUAGCAAACUUCAGCACAAACUUAUGGCUAUCUAUCAGAUGGUGGAGCAAUCUUGGCCUGGCGCAGAGGCUUCCAUUUUCCAGGGAUAGGUUGAUGGAGAACUAUUUCUGGACGGUUGGCUGGGCUUUUGAGCCACAGUUUGCAAGAUUCAGGGAGGCGCAGACAAAAGCGAACUGCCUGAUAACAACAAUAGAUGAUGUGUAUGAUGUUUACGGCACCAUCGAUGAGCUCGAGCUUUUCACGGAUGCCGUCGAAAGAUGGGAUGUUAAUACAAUGGACAAAUUGCCAGAGUACAUGAAGAUAUGUUUUCUAGCCCUCUUCAACACUACAAAUGACACCGCGUACAAUGUUAUGAAAGAGAAGGGUCUGGAUAUAAUUCCACACCUAAAAAAAGCAUGGGCAGAUCUAUGCAAGGCAUACAUGGUGGAAGCAAGGUGGUACCACCAAGGCUACACACCCAAUCUUGAAGAGUACUUGGAGAACGCACUAGUAUCGAUAUCGGGUCCCCUGGCAACGACUCUUGCUUAUUGCACCAGUGACGAUGUAACUCGAGAGGCCUUGGACGGUUUCCAAAUCUGUCCUGAGAUUGCAAGAUGGUCAUCAAUGAUCUUUCGACUUUGUAAUGAUUUGGGUACUUCCAAGGACGAGCUUCGAAGAGGCGAUGUGCCCAAAUCUAUAGAGUGUCACAUGCAUGAGAGCGGUGUUUCCGAGGAUGCGGCUCGUGAGCAUAUCAGGCGAUUGAUUAGAGGGAAUUGGAGAGCAAUAAACGGAGAUCGAAGUUUCACUUCGCGUUUUGAGGAAAACCUAAAAAUGAUAGCCAUCAAUAUUCCUCGAAUGGCCCAUUGCAUGUACCAAUAUGGAGAUGGAUAUGGCAAACCCGAUGGAGUGAUCGAGGAUCGCAUGAGGUCUUUGUUGAUUGAACCUAUACUUAUGUAACAAUGUAAUUAAGGAUAAUAUCGUGAAGCUAUAAGUCUUUGAUCAAGUUUCUUUAGGUGUGAUCACUCUUUUUAUUCUGUAAAAGGUAUUGAUGGUGUAAUUUUCGUUUGUUGGUUGUGAUAAUUGAUCUGUAUCAUCGUUUUAAAAGUAGAAAACUUUCUUUAUUAAACAUUA